UUGAUCUGAGUACUUCAGUAUCCUCCCUGCAAAGAGCAGCAUACUAGAUCUGUGUCCUGGACUCUUGCUUGUAGAAGAAUGAAAUCCUACAAAGUCCUUCCCCUGGCCUCUGUCUUCCUCUCCCUGGUGCUUUUUCAUCAGGUCUGGACUCAGUUUCCGCGAGAGUGUGCCAAUGUUGAGGCUCUGAGAAGUAGAAUGUGUUGCCCAGACCUGUCCCCUUCCUCUGGACCUGGGACUGACCGCUGUGGCUCAUCAUCAGGAAGGGGAAGGUGUGAGGCUGUGACCGCAGACUCCCGACCCCACAGUCCCCAUUAUCCCUACGAUGGCAGAGAUGACCGAGAGGGCUGGCCUCUGAGGUUCUUCAACAGGACAUGUCAGUGCAAUGGUAAUUUCUCAGGACACAACUGUGGGACCUGCCGUCCUGGGUGGAGAGGAGCUGCGUGCGACCAGAAAGUUCUCACAGUCAGGAGAAAUCUUCUUGACUUAAGUACAGAAGAAAAGAGUCACUUUGUCAGAGCCUUGGAUAUGGCAAAGCGCACAACUCACCCUCAAUUUGUUAUUGCCACAAGGAGGUCAGAAGCCAUACUGGGACCAGAUGGCAACACACCACAAUUCGAGAACAUUUCCAUUUACAACUACUUUGUUUGGACACACUAUUAUUCAGUAAAAAAAACCUUCCUUGGAGUGGGGCAGGAAAGCUUUGGUGAUGUGGAUUUCUCUCAUGAAGGACCGGCUUUUCUCACGUGGCACAGAUACCAUCUGCUGCAGCUGGAGAGAGACAUGCAGGAUAUGCUGCAAGAGCCUUCUUUCUCCCUUCCUUACUGGAAUUUUGCAACCGGGAAAAACGUCUGUGAUAUUUGCACCGAUGACUUGAUGGGAUCCAGGAGCAACUUCGAUUCUACGCUUAUAAGCCCCAACUCGGUCUUUUCUCAAUGGAGAGUGGUCUGCGAGUCCUUAGAAGAUUACGACACCCUGGGAACAGUUUGUAACAGCACUGAGGGUGGGCCCAUCAGGAGAAAUCCAGCUGGAAAUGUGGGGAGACCAGCAGUGCAGCGGCUUCCUGCGCCACAGGAUGUCAUUCGGUGCUUGGAGGUCGGUGUGUUUGACACACCGCCUUUUUAUUCCAAUUCUACAAACAGUUUUCGAAACACAGUGGAAGGUUACAGUGAUCCCACGGGGAAAUAUGACCCUGCUGUUCGAAGCCUUCACAACCUGGCCCACCUUUUCCUGAAUGGAACAGGAGGACAAACUCAUCUGUCUCCCAACGAUCCGAUUUUCAUCCUCCUGCAUACUUUCACUGAUGCAGUCUUUGACGAAUGGCUAAGGAGGUACAGCCCUGAUAUUUCUACCUUCCCAUUGGAAAAUGCUCCUAUUGGACAUAACAGGCAAUAUAACAUGGUACCAUUCUGGCCUCCAGUUACCAACACAGAGAUGUUUGUUACUGCACCAGACAACCUGGGAUAUGCUUAUGAAGUUCAAUGGCCAGGUCAGGAGUUCACUAUAUCUGAAAUCAUUACCAUUGCUGUAGUGGCUGUGCUGUUACUUGUGGCUGUCAUUUUUGUGGGAGCUUCUUGUCUGAUCCGUUCUAGAAGCACCAGGAAUGAAGCCAGUCAGCCUCUUCUCACGGAUCACUACCAACGCUAUGCUGAGGAAUAUGAGGAGCUCCCAAAUCCUAAUCAGUCCAUGGUCUGACAUGGCCUGUCCUCUAAUGCAGGAGGGUGGAAACGACCUGUUUGAAACACCGUUAUCACCCAUAUUCCCUUUUGCCUCCUUCCUUUCUUACAUAGACGUGUGUUGGAAUUAAAACAAUAUUAAUGCUGCAUUUCAGAGAUGAGAAUUCAGAGUCUUUUCAAUGGGUUCAACUCAUUAGUUCUAUUUAAGAUGGCAUAUGGUACCAGCUCAAUAAUAUCUAAGGGGAUACUGUGAUGAGCUUUCUUGUAUUCUAAAAAUUGCCUAAGUGCUGUGAAUGAGCAAUGCUUUGUGUGCACAGGGAAAUAAGAUUGAUGUAAAAAUCUCUACUUCAAUUGUUUGAGUGGCUGUUCUUACACUGUUAACAUGUGAGUGCAUUGCUAUUAUUGGUACUGGUCAACAGAGAUGAAGACAGCCUUGCUGAACAGUUAAAUUACAUUACUUUGUAAACAAAUAGGAUCCUGAUUAGCUUUCUGAAACUGGUCUCUCAUUUUGGUGUCAGCAUAUAUAAUUUGGGCUCAGGGGCAAGCCCGUCACAAAGUCACAAUUCUUGUCACACUUUGUAAAGGCAAAAGCUUCACUUUACUAGAACACAGCUGCUACUGUGUGUUUGCCACUGUGUUCCUGAACUUAGCUCUCUGGACAGGAAACUGCUGUGCCACAGUUCACCUCCCAAUUCUAGUGUCUUAGAGGUCUGCAGAGAAGGAGGAAGACAAAGAACAUGGUGUUUUGUGGAUAACAUCAGAUGCAUUUUU
Messenger RNA from Peromyscus californicus insignis, 2444 nucleotides. RefSeq names its product tyrosinase related protein 1 (gene Tyrp1). Gene Ontology annotation, cellular component: melanosome. The transcript has 7 exons. Gene Ontology annotation, molecular function: oxidoreductase activity. Gene Ontology annotation, biological process: melanocyte differentiation; melanosome organization. The record is from RefSeq and is a predicted model, not a curated record. Bases 79 to 1692 code for a protein of 537 amino acids. NCBI's taxonomy places the organism in Eukaryota, Metazoa, Chordata, Mammalia, Rodentia, Cricetidae.